This is a messenger RNA of Haemonchus placei, 192 nucleotides long. The record is from the annotation of a GenBank genome assembly. Lineage: Eukaryota; Metazoa; Nematoda; Chromadorea; Rhabditida; Trichostrongylidae.
AUGUCCAGCUCUCUUUCAUUUGUCAUCAUUCUAUGCUGUCUGACAGCCACCGUACUUCCGUCACGACUCUGCGGUGUUGUGCUUGUCCACAAACUUGGAAGAAUGUGCAAAAUCACAACGGAAGAAAAAUGUUCGACACUGAGUUACGAUGACGUCGACAUCCCACUCAUGGGUGAGUUCUUCCUCUAUUAA